AGAGUUGUCUUGGAGUAUCAUACAGAGAUGGUAGAAUUUGUGAUACCCAGUCCAGGUCUGCAUUUGGCUCUCAAUGCUUGUGCAGCAGCGGCAGUUGCAACUCUUUUAGGAGUUUCUCUUUCUCAAGUUGGAAUUUGUCUAUCAGCAUUUACUCCCGUCAAAAUGAGGUCAGAGCUUGAAGUUGCUAGAAAUGGAGUCAAGAUAGUCAAUGAUGUUUACAAUGCCAAUCCUGUGAGCUCCAGAGCUGCCAUUGACUUAUUGAAGAGUAUUGAUUGCAAGGGCCAAAAAAUUGCCAUACUUGGUGACAUGUUAGAACUCGGGGCCAUUGAGUACGUUGGAGUCUCACAAGAUGAUUCUUAAGCAUUGUCAUAGUGCUCAUGAUAUUGAUUUAAUUGGCCUAGUUGGGAAGAGGUUCUGCACAGCAGCCAAGGAUAUGAAUUUGCUUGAAGAGUUUAAUAUUGUGUGCUCUCUUGAGCCGGCCAGAAACUUUUGCAGAGGAAAUUGUGAA
Rosa rugosa (rugosa rose) is the source of this 508-nucleotide messenger RNA. RefSeq lists its product as uncharacterized. Gene Ontology annotation, biological process: biosynthetic process. Bases 28 to 360 code for a protein of 110 amino acids. The transcript has 2 exons. Gene Ontology annotation, molecular function: ATP binding; acid-amino acid ligase activity. NCBI's taxonomy places the organism in Eukaryota, Viridiplantae, Streptophyta, Magnoliopsida, Rosales, Rosaceae. The record is from RefSeq and is a predicted model, not a curated record.